GCCCUUGAAAAUUUGAAAAAUCGCACCCCCCCCCCUUUUUUUUUACACGUUUCUUCCUCAGGGGUGGGACCACAGUCACUGAUUUACAUUGACAACUGUCUGUAUUUGUGUGCUCACAAAGGUCAUUCCUAGGUCACUUUAGUUUGCUAUGUAAAAGAAUUCUGAUUUCUGUAUAUAAAGCAUAUAUGUAAUAGUCUACUCGCAGAAAUUUAAUCCAAACAUAAAUUAGAUUACUAAAAUAUCAAAAUACUGUACUUUCAACAUCAUUUUCAAGAGGCCUAGCCUUAUAUAAUAAUACCCCCUUGUGAAAGAGAAGACUAUACAUAGACUAUAUAGUUGAGUCUCACUGUUUGCUAAAGAUAUCUGCAUAUAGUGUAUAGUGCUUUACAGAGAGGUCACGACAUGUUGCAGUGAGCAGCGCUGUAUUAUGUAUAGCUAUGAAGUUCUUUAUAAAUGUAGCUCUAUUUCUGAACCGAGGGUAUUGAUGAACGUCUGUCUGGGUUUAUGUCUCCAUGUUCUGUUGUAUGUAUAGCUGAACAUGACGGAUUGGAAGGAAACUGGACUAAGGUAUGCUGCUGCAGGUACUUCUUGCAUGUGUGCCUCUUGCUGUACCAACCCGAUUGAGGUGACAAAGGUACGCAUCCAGUUAGAAGGUGAGCUGAUACAACAGUCUGCAGUUACAGCAUACAGACAGCGAUACUAUAAAGGACUCCUCAGGGGCUUGGUAACGGUUGCUAGGGAUGAAGGCAUCAGAGGACUUUAUAAGGGACUCAUCCCUUCAUUGAUUCGAGAAGCUAUUUAUAGCACAUUACGUUUUGGUUCUUAUGAGCCUAUCAAGAAACUGUAUGGAGCCAAGGAUCCAACUAGAACUCCCCUCAGUAUAAAGCUUGCUGCUGGUGCUACAGCAGGUGCCCUUGGUAGCUGGUUUGCCAACCCUAUGGACAUCGUCAGGAUUAGACUCCAGGGAGAUGGACAACCACUGCCAGGACAGCAGCCAAGGUACAGGGGCUUCCUGCAUGCUUUCACUGAUAUAGCUAAAGCUGAAGGUCUGAGAGGGCUGUACAGGGGAACCGUCCCCACAGUGCAGAGGGCCAUGAUUCUUACUGCUGCUCAGGUACCCACCUAUGAUCACACAAAGCACUCUAUACUGAACCAUGGCUGGAUGACAGAAGGGGCAAAGCUGCAUUUUGUUUCAUCAAUGGGGGCAGGCUUCACCACAGCAUUCGCUACCUCACCAGUAGAUGUGAUUAAAACAAGAAUUAUGAAUCAGAAAAUCAAAGGUAUUCCGAAGGACCAGAUACUGUAUCGAGGUUCCCUAGACUGUCUUCUUAAGACACUACGAAGCGAGGGUUUGUAUGGUCUCUAUAAAGGCUUCUUCUCAAACUGGCUCAGACUAGGACCUCAUACAUGUAUAUCACUCUUGAUCUUUGAGCAGCUCAGACGUCGUGCUGGAAUACAGCCACUCUGAAGAACUCUGUUAUGCCUGCUAGGCAGAAGUAGAUCCAGGAUUUUCCAAAUGGGGGGAGGGAGGGCAAA
Messenger RNA from Strongylocentrotus purpuratus (purple sea urchin), 1536 nucleotides. RefSeq names its product mitochondrial substrate carrier family protein ucpB. The transcript is spliced from 6 exons. Gene Ontology annotation, cellular component: mitochondrial membrane. Lineage: Eukaryota; Metazoa; Echinodermata; Echinoidea; Camarodonta; Strongylocentrotidae. The coding region runs from base 539 to 1468 and encodes 309 amino acids. The record is from RefSeq and is a predicted model, not a curated record. Gene Ontology annotation, biological process: mitochondrial transport.